AUGUCUCUGCCGCGCCCACCCCCUAAUCCAGUGCCAGACCUCAUGGAUCUUGUCAUCAAUCGAGAGUCGCGCUACAUAACGCACUCACUCAUCACAUCUUACCUAGAUAUUGAUGAUAUACGAAAUGUUCAGUUAGCCUGCAGAAAGACGUCGGAUCUGUACGCAAACAUGAAGAAGACCCAGUGGAACAUCAACACAAGCUUGCAGCUAUUCUUCAAGAACACUCAGACGUUCCGCUCUGUACAGGCCCAGACCGAGACUUUAAUUGGAAGCGAUUUCGCCGGAAAGUUCUUCCGCCGUCUGCAGGUCAAGACUCAACUUGAGCUCUUUACGCAAGCCGGGAAGAAGGCAGAUGCUCUCAUUAGCUAUCUCGAAAAAAAUGGAUACGCUCGAGACAAAGACUUCGCUCAUGAUCGCGUUACGUUUGGUGCUUCAAGGGCCUAUUGCCUGUUUCCCACCACGAGCAUCCUCAAGCGAAGAUCGUACCUAAUGGUACCCAUGUCACAAGCAGAAUAUUCACCCGCGGUUGCCGCAAUAAAGCGCGACUUCGAAGAAGGAUUUAUCGCCAAGACUGGCGAGUGGGUGGUCAACCCCUAUGGAGAGGCGUUGGACUCACGCCCGGAGUUCGCUUUCGCGCGGACCGCUGGCGACAAUCUCUCAUGGGUAAUCAAGCUUGAUACCACCGACAUCACCCCUGCUACAGCCCCAGACUCGCUACUUGACGAUGCCCAGUUCUCCAUGGGUGUAACCUGCAGUUCGAGCAUAGUGUCCUACCUUCAGUUCAGAUAUGAUGUACUCGCAUCUUGCGCCCUACAACAUACAUACAUCUGUCAUUCGCGAACCCACUUUGUACCAGGCGGCGGUCACAGGCAAGACGAUUACAGGGAUCAGAUGCAGUACCUCGAAAAGCUACUGAACGACCAGACAUCCAUGCAACUCACCAUGCUUAACCGAGACGACCGGCCCCCUCAAUAUGUCAGAAUCACUAGUACGAGAGGAAGCGACCACACGGCUAAGGGUCACUUCACGGUGCCUCCGAACUGGAAUUACUUCGACGCAGAGAUUCAGGCUGAGCUUCGGAAGGCAACUAAGCAGUUGCUCGUUACCGACCCAUCUUGCCCACCGGAAUAG
Molecule: messenger RNA, 1131 nt
Organism: Alternaria metachromatica
Lineage: Eukaryota; Fungi; Ascomycota; Dothideomycetes; Pleosporales; Pleosporaceae
Exons: 2
Coding region: 1-1131 (376 amino acids)
Source: RefSeq, a predicted model, not a curated record